Molecule: messenger RNA, 765 nt
Organism: Knipowitschia caucasica
Lineage: Eukaryota; Metazoa; Chordata; Actinopteri; Gobiiformes; Gobiidae
Source: the annotation of a GenBank genome assembly
AUGCCGGGGGGACUGGGGGGGCCGCGGGUGUGGGGGUGGGGGGAGAGUGCGUGGGGGGGGGAGGGGGUGGAGGUGGGGGGGAGGGAGGUGGGGGGGUGUGGGGGGGGGGGGGGGGUGGGGGGGGGGAGGGGGAUUGCUGGGGGGUGUGGGGAGGGUGGGAGGGGGGGUGGGCGGCGACUGUUGAGGGGGAUUGACGGAGGAUGUGGGGUGGGGGGGGGGGGUGGGGGAGGAUGGGGUGAGGGGGGGGGUGGGAGGGGGGGGGAGGGGGCGCUUGGGGGCGUGGGAGGGGGGGGGGGUGGCGGGGUGGGGGAGGCGGGGGGGUGUGGGGGGGGGGGGGGGGGGGGGGAGUGGGUGGGAGUGGGGGUGGGUGGGGUGGGUGGGGUGGGGGGGGGGGAGGGGGGCGGGGUGCGGGGGUCGGGGAUGGGCUGGUGGAUUGGGUUGGGGGGGGGGGGGGAGGCGGGGCGGGCGGGGGGUGGGGGUUGCGCGGGGGUGAGGGAGAGGUGGGGGUGGGGGGGUGGGGUGUGGAGGGGGGGGGGGGGGGAUGUGGGGGGGGGGGGUGGGGGGAUGGUUGAGGGCGGGGGGGGGGGUGGCGGGAGGAGGGGUGGGGUGGGGGGGGGGGGGGGGGGCGGGUGGUGGGGGGAGUGCGUUGGGGAGGGGGGGGGCCGGGCGGGGGGACGUGCGUGGGGGGGGGGGGGGGGGGGGGGUGUGGGGGGUGGUGGGCCGGGGGGGGAUGGGGCGGGUGUGGGGGUGGGGGGGGUGGUAUAA